Molecule: messenger RNA, 987 nt
Organism: Trametes versicolor FP-101664 SS1
Lineage: Eukaryota; Fungi; Basidiomycota; Agaricomycetes; Polyporales; Polyporaceae
Exons: 8
Coding region: 1-987 (328 amino acids)
Molecular function (GO): hydrolase activity, acting on ester bonds
Source: RefSeq, a predicted model, not a curated record
AUGGUGCCCUCAGUUAGUCUUGCGUUUGCAUGUGCGACCCUCGCCUGCCUUGCAUCCGUCCUACCGGCUGGCGCAGCACCUACGAUCGAUUCGUCGAGGCAUAUAUUCAACUGGGACCGCACAAAAUAUGUAUACGCCUUCGGAGACUCGUAUACCUUCGUGCAAGGUACCGAAGGCCUCACCACCUUCAGCUUCAUAGGCGAUGCAUUCAACUUCUCCUUCACGCCACAAGAACUGCUGGGGGAUGAAAUUGUGCCCAAGAGUAGCAGCUCAGACGGAUCCAGCUGGACUGAGUUCCUCACCGGUUGUUUCGAAGGGAAGCCUUCGGACUGCGCACCCCAUCAACUUUGGAACUUCGCCUUUGCCGGAGCAGACGUCGACAAGGCCUUGCUCCCAUUGCACCACAACUUCACUGUUGACCUGGUCGACGAAGUCAAGCAAUGGGUGCAAUUUGCGUCCCAUGUCGUGCCCCACCCCGCCGCAGAAACAUUAGUUGCAUGGUGGAUCGGAAUCAACGACACUGGGGACACGCUCAACCGAAACCUCACGGAGACAGAAUUCAGGGCCUUCUGGGAGCAAGAGAUGCAAUCCCUCUUUGGCGCUGUCCAAAACGCGUACGACCACGACCUGCGCGGGACCUACCUCUUCUUCAACGUCCCGCCGCUGGACCGCUCCCCAGACCACCUCGACACCGCAGUCGCGCCCAAAUACGCGCAGAACAUCCUCGACUACAACGCCGCGCUCGCCGCGCACACCGCCGCCUUCGCGCGCGCGCACCCGGAGGUGACCGUGCUCUCGUUCGACGCGCACGCGUGGUUCAGCCGCGUGCUCGACACGCCCGCGCAGCACGGGUUCACGAACAUCACCGGGUUCUGCGAGUGUACGGACCCGGGCUUCUUCUGGUUCAAUACCGGUCACCCCACCGAACACGUCCAUCGCCUACUCGCUGGCGCGAUCGAAAAGCAGCUGAGAGCUGCGUCUCAUUAA